Molecule: messenger RNA, 2754 nt
Organism: Saccostrea cuccullata (small rock oyster)
Lineage: Eukaryota; Metazoa; Mollusca; Bivalvia; Ostreida; Ostreidae
Product: hypoxia-inducible factor 1-alpha inhibitor-like
Exons: 9
Coding region: 28-1032 (334 amino acids)
Biological process (GO): negative regulation of Notch signaling pathway
Cellular component (GO): nucleus; cytoplasm
Molecular function (GO): ankyrin repeat binding; peptidyl-histidine dioxygenase activity; [protein]-asparagine 3-dioxygenase activity
Source: RefSeq, a predicted model, not a curated record
CAGUAAUCUAUUUGCGUCGUUGGGAAGAUGGCAAAGGUAGAAGAAAGUUCCAAAAAUUUUAGUCUAAAGGAGUAUCCAUUUCCAACAGAAGAAAUUCCAAGACUUAGCAUCAACAACCCAGAAACAGACAGACGGAUUGCUGCUGGGCUACCUGUGGUGAUAGAAGAUUCUCGCUUAGUACAGUCUGCAUUACACUGGGACUUAGAUUACCUUCAAGAAAACAUUGGAGAUGGAAAAUUCACUGUGUACAAAUCAAAAAACAAACGAUUUCAAUACUUUGAUGACAAGAAAAUUGACUCUAACAAAAAUUUUCAAAAACCAAUGGAACAUUUGGAUUUAACAUUUCCAGAGUUUGUAAACAAACUGAAGACAGCAAAACCUGGCAAGGACAGAGUGUAUUUACAACAAGCUCUCAAUGAGGGAGUUGGGAAGAGGAUUGUUGCUGACUUUCUUGGUUUCAACUGGAGUUGGGUGACAGAGCAACAGAAGAAAAACAAGUUUGGUCCUCUGACCUCCAAUCUGCUCCUCAUUGGCAUGGAAGGCAACGUCACACCUGCCCACUAUGAUGAGCAAGAGAACUUUUUUACCCAGAUCCGAGGAUACAAGAGGUUUAUCUUGUUUCACCCAGACAGACAAAGCCAGUUCAAGUGUAUGUACCCGUAUCCCACCUAUCAUCCCUGUGACAGACAAAACCAGGUUGAUUUUGAUAAUCCAGAUUACAAAAAGUUUCCCAAAUUUAAGGAUGCCAAAGGUUAUGAAACAGUGGUGGGGCCAGGAGAUAUACUGUAUUUACCUAUGUACUGGUGGCAUCAUGUUGAAUCAUUACCUGACUAUGGACAUACUAUUUCUGUCACUUUCUGGUAUAAGGCUGGUCCUAUCGGAAACAUAGUUUACCCCCUAACACCACAACAGAAGGUUUCAAUGAUGAGGAAUAUAGAGAAAAUGAUUCACCAAGCCCUGAAUGAUCCAGAUGAGGUUCCAGAAUUCAUGCAGAACAUGGUACUUGGUCGAUACACUGAACCUCCCGCAUAAAAAGAAGAGCUGAAUUUUUUUUUAUCUCAGUUGUACUUUUUUUGGUUUUUAAUGAUUAUAUUAAGUAUUAAAGAAUACAUGUAUUUUUAAAAGCACAUUGUACAGUUUUGAACUUAAUUCAAAUAUUGAAAAUUUUUCUUUUUGUGAAGUAUAUAGAUAAUUUGUUCAGAUAGUCCUUAGUAUUUAUGCUUCAGAGGUCACAGUAUUUUGACCUUUUGUUAAAGAUGUCUUUGGUGUGUUAUUUUAUAAUUAUUUUUAUAAGUUUUUGAGAUUUCUUUUUUGUUCAAAAAAAAAAAAAGAGAGAAGACAUGUUUAUGUAUGUUAAAUGGAGUAUUACCAGGUACACAAUAUGUUGUGUGGUGAUUCUUGAUCUGCAGAAGGGGAGUUAUGGACAAGCUUGAACUGUGAUACGAAAGUGUUAUGAAACCAACAAUGUUGGAUAAACAUUUUAUUUUUCAUUUUUCCAAGUUAAAAGUUAUAUGAUCAUGUAGGUAUGUGCAUUAUAGUUUUGCUAUAUCAUAUGAAUUAUUGCCAUUUGUUUAUUCACGUAUCUUAAGACAAUAAUAUGUUGAUGUACAAUGUACAUGUAUUUACAAUGUUAAUUAAUAUACCCCAGUAUAAAUACAUGUAACGUCAUUUAAAAUUACUGGUACUAACUACUAAAUCCAACUUUUAUUCGUACGCAAAAAAUACCUGCCAGUUUCACAGCGAACUUUAAUUCGUGAAUAUUACUUGCUGCGAAACAUUAAUUUUGCUUCCGAUGUGUAUUCCUCUGUUGCAAAAAUUAAUUGUCGCGGAUUGAUUUCAAACUAUCAAAUCAAGAAUAAAAGAUGGUUUGAAUAAUUAUUGGUUUACAACAUCUUUAAAUGGCCUAAUGUAUUGUACAGUAUAUGUACAAUAUUUUUUUCACUUCAUUAUUUCAUACUAAAAUAAUUAUCCUUGUACACCACUGUUUGCUCUAAAUGUUUUAAGAACCCACUUAAUCCAGUCAAUUUAGCCAAAAAGUAGGCCCAGUCAGUUGCAACAGAAAAUAUUUUGUGGUAAAUAAAAAUAAAACGUGUAAACAGAAAGUAAAAUAUCGAAGAAAAUGUAUUAUGGGAAUACUAUAGGAAGGGGCAUAACUCUGUAGAUCCACCAGUUUUGGCAGAUAAAUACAUGUAGAAAGAAAAUUUCCUUUUUAUGAUGAUAUAAUGUAAUCUUUAUAAUUACAUAAAGAUUUAUUAAAAAGAUUUGACACAUGUUUUGAUAAGUUUUACCUAAAAUGCAAGCUUGGAAAUGAAGCUAAACACUUGUUAUUACUUUUCUCUGAAUAUAAAAAAUUUCAUCUGUAUAUUCAGAAUUGUAAUAAGCACAUACAUGUAUGUUAAUAUGUACUCAUGUACCUUUUUUGUAUUGGUUUGUUUGUUUUUUCAUUCAGAUGGUUUUACUGAAAGCAUUGAUGAUUUGGUUCAUUGCAAUAUGUUCGUCUAAAACACUUUUAACUGUAUAUGUAAAUACAGUUUUAGUACGGUACAUUUAUUUUUUUUCUGUGCUAGUGGAUCUUUAAUUAAUGAAAUCCUAUUUGAAACAUUGCCAGUUAUGAACUAUCAUGAAAUAUAUUGAUCAACAGUUCUAUUUUGCAAACUUGGAAUAGUAUUGAAAACCUGUUGUUUCUUGGAAAAGAACAGUUUGUUAUAUUUUUUCCUUUGCCUUUGAAUAAAAGAAAUAUGCCACUAUUAGAAA